UGUUUCGAGUCCGUGGGGCUCUGGGCACAAAUCGAUGCUGCCGAAUAUCAAAACUUAGCCUUCAAAUCAAGAGCUCCCAACACCUGGGCCGGAUGUGCACAGCGUCACAAGGGCCAGUGGUUUCCAUGGCAACAAGUAGGCCUGAGGCAGGGGGAGCGCGGAUCUGGCAGUGCACCCUGCGGCUCUGGCUAGGCUCCGCACAGGAAGCGGGCCGCCAGGCACUUGCAGAGGGGGGCUGGAGCUCACGGAGGUGAUCCGGAAGAGGAGUGGGGUCUCUGAUCAGAGAGCCGUGGCCCAGGGGAGAGCAGAGGUCAUUCUGAGGCAGAGUCUGAUGAGGGGCAGAAAGAAGGCCUAGGUUGGAGGCAGAGCCAAUCUGAUCGUCACAGCUGAUGCCUAGUUCUUACCCUCAGCUCCUAGACAAUGAACUUCCAGGUGACAGGCCUGGCCCUGGACAAAAUGAAGCUGGACAGUCCACAUUCCUUCCUGGACUCAGAGGAGGUGGAGGAGGCAGAGGACCAGCAGCUGCUGGAGCCAGAGGCUUGGAGGACAUUCAUGGAGCGCCGCAAUGUGCUGCGUGAGUUCCUGACCACAGACCUGAGCCCCCAGUUGCUCAAGCGCCAUCAUGCUCGCAUGCAGCUGCUCAAGAAGUGUUCCUACUACAUUGAGAUCCUCCCUAAGCACCUGGCCCUGGGUGACCAGAACCCACUGGUGCUGCCUAACACCAUGUUCCAGCUCAUCGAUCCCUGGAAGUUUCAGCGCAUGAAGAAAGUGGGUACAGCACAGACCAAGAUCCAGCUCCUGCUGCUCGGGGACCUACUGGAGCAGCUGGACCAGGGCCGGGCAGCACUGGAUGCCUUACUCGAGGCCCCUGACCCACGGCCCUUCCUGGCAGGCUGGGGGCUUGUGGAACAGCAGUUGGCAGACCUGACAGUUGUCAUGGACAACUUCCUGGCCAUGAUGGUACCAGGGCACCUGCAUGUCAAGCACCGCCUGGUAUCUGACAUUGGAGCCACCAAAAUUCCACACAUCCGGCUUAUGCUGAGCACGAAGAUGCCAGUUAUGUUCGACCGGAAGGAGUCAGUGGCCCAUCAGGACUGGGUCAGCUUGCGCUGGUUUGUUACCAUCCAGCCAGCAGCGCCAGAGCAGUAUGAGCUGCGCUUCAAGCUGCUGGAACCGAGGACACAACAGGAGUGUACACAGUGUGGAAUAGUCCCUGUGGCUGCCUGCACCUUUGAUGUUCACAACCUGUUGCCUAACCGUACCUACAAGUUCACUAUCAAGAGGGCAGAAAGCUACACCCUGGUGUAUGAGCCCUGGCGGGACAGCCUCACCUUGCAGACCACGCCAGGACCCCCUGAAGGGCCUGCCCCUAGUCGGCUGGGUAAGCCCAGUCUGCCCCUGACCACACCUUCUGAGAGAUGAUUUUCUAAUAUUUAUCCACUAAUAAAGAGGAGUAUACACACACCAAA
Molecule: messenger RNA, 1469 nt
Organism: Rattus norvegicus (Norway rat)
Lineage: Eukaryota; Metazoa; Chordata; Mammalia; Rodentia; Muridae
Gene: Fndc11
Product: fibronectin type III domain containing 11
Source: RefSeq, a predicted model, not a curated record